Adineta steineri is the source of this 1614-nucleotide messenger RNA. Lineage: Eukaryota; Metazoa; Rotifera; Eurotatoria; Adinetida; Adinetidae. The record is from the annotation of a GenBank genome assembly.
AUGUCCAACAAUAAAGAGAUAUUGGAGAUCUCUGAUCAUCGCAAUAAUGAACAACGUCAUCACUUACAUAGGCAUCCUGUUCGAUCAAAAAAAAGAGAAAAUCAAACGACAUCACAUCAUUCAUCACGUCCUCCAAAAGAUAGGCGAUCUGCAGCACGAUCGUGGAAGAGACAAGAAUUAAAUAUGAUCCAAGACUAUGCUGAUGUUAGAAAUACUAUGGAUGACGAGCCCUUAGACUUUGGGAGUCCCGAUGAUACGUAUCAUUAUAAUCGCACAACACCUAAUUCUAAACCAUCAAAAAUGUUUUUAAUGGGGACUGCUAUUAAUGAAAGUGAUGCUGCUUUUCUUAAUUUUCUAAAGUUAAUGCUAAGAGAGAAGUAUGGUUCAAGACGAUAUCGAUCACGAAAUUUAGAAAUAAAAGAGCGUCGUUUACAUACAAUGCUUACUUACGUCAUUGAUCAGAGAGAUUCCGAGGGCAUUCGAAUAGUAUUAGACAAUAUAUUUGCAGGUUAUAUCUAUAAAACAAUCAUCGAACAUGUUUGUUCUAAUGGUAGAACAGCUCUUUGGUAUGCAUGUAGAAAUGGAGAUUUAGAACUCGUUCAAGAACUUAUUACACGUGGACAUGCAAAUAUUAAUAAAUGUGGAGUUCUAAUAGUUGCUGUUCAAAAUGGUCAUGAAAAAAUUGUUGAUUAUCUCUUAAAACGAGGAUGUGAUGUUAAUCGACGUGUAAGAAAUUAUAAUGAAAGUGCAUUACAUGCUGCUUCCCGUCGAAAUCAUCUCGGUAUAGUGAAUUUAUUAUUAAAAUAUGGUGCCAAUUCAACUCUACGCGAUAAACAGAAAAGAACUGCUUUAGAUUAUGCUAUACAUAAAAGACAUAUCGAAAUAGCCAAAGUUCUCAUCAAUCAUCAGCAUGAUUGUUUUAAUAUGUCUCCAGCAGGUUAUACACCUUUGAUGUUAGCAGCCUAUUGUGAAAACACACCUAUAAUCGAUAUACUAUGGAAUGUAUUACCUCUACAACAAGUUCUAGACGAAUUAUCAUUAUUAGCUUGUAAAUAUAUAAUCGGUGGUAAUGCAAGUAAGCGUGAUAAAGCAUAUUGUUAUUUCGAAAUGGCAUUAAGUAGAAGAACACCAUUACAUGAUAGUAUAUCCUGCGCAGCGUACGAAUUUCUUAGUGAAUGUCAUACAUUAGAUGAACUUGCUCUUAUACGAGAAAAUGAUAAUAAGAUGCGAAUUGUUCCAACUUUGUCAAUUAUUAAAUUAUUGAUGCGCGGUGGAGCGAAUGUAAACGAAGUUGCUCCACAUACGAAACAAACACCAUUGCAUCUAAUCGCUAAGUGUCAAAAUGUAGAUGUUGCAAGAUCUGUUAUUACAAUUCUCUUAGAUGCAAACGCUCAUAUUGAUAGUAUUGAUCGUGAUGGUUGUCAACCUGAAGAUGUGGCCUAUCACGUCGAAAUCAAAGAGUUUCUCAUUGCAAACCGGAAACAUUCACUGAAAUGUCGCUGUGCUCAUCUAAUCAUUUCAAAAAACUUAUCUUAUAAGAAUUAUCUUUCGUCAAAUCUAAUUAAGUUUAUUCGAAUGCAUAGUUCUGAUGAAUCGACUGUUAACCAACCUUAA